This is a messenger RNA of Drosophila sulfurigaster albostrigata, 2929 nucleotides long. RefSeq names its product gastrula zinc finger protein xLCGF3.1. The transcript is spliced from 2 exons. The record is from RefSeq and is a predicted model, not a curated record. Bases 396 to 1295 code for a protein of 299 amino acids. Gene Ontology annotation, cellular component: nucleus. Gene Ontology annotation, biological process: regulation of transcription by RNA polymerase II. Gene Ontology annotation, molecular function: RNA polymerase II cis-regulatory region sequence-specific DNA binding; DNA-binding transcription activator activity, RNA polymerase II-specific. NCBI's taxonomy places the organism in Eukaryota, Metazoa, Arthropoda, Insecta, Diptera, Drosophilidae.
AUCUGAUCGCUCAGCCUCAAGUUCAAGUGGUUCAAAGUGCGCGCGAACAAAUUGAAAAGAAACAAAAUUGCAAAUCAAAUUACAACAGCAAUAACGAUUGCAUUUAUCAAUCGAUUUUAUUGGACGCGGGGCACUACGAUAAAAUAAAUAUCAAUAAUAAAAAAAAGAAACAAACAAAAUAAAUACGAGACGAUACGAUCGCUUAAUGUACGUCGGUUAUUUUUUUUUACCGUUGAUUUUGUUGUUUUCUUAUUUUAUGGUCGCAACAACAACGACGUCGUAAUCUUAUCGGCUGAAAAAAAAGCGCAUAACGUAAUAAUUAGUGAACGAUCGAACGCUGGGCUUGGGACACCAGCGACCGCGACCGCAACCGCAACAGCGAGCACUAGACGAACAUGCGGCAGCCGGAACAGCUGUUGGCCCCAGAUGAGAGCAGCAGCUAUGCCGCCUGCCUCAGCGAGGAUCUGCAGCUCUUUGGCCAGCUGAACGAACUGCAGCUGAUGGGCAGCGACUUUGAGCUCACAUCAACUCCGAUACCCGCUGAUGAAGCAACAACACCAACGCCUAAGGCAGGGAAACGUGCAGCGCCCACAAAACGACAAAGGAUCAACAGUUGCGAGGUGUGCGGACGAUGCUUCAGUGAUCCGUAUACGCUGCGCAUACACAAGAUGACGCACACCGAUGAGAAGCCGCAUGUGUGCAGCGAGUGCGGAAAGGGUUUCCGGCAGCAGCACAAGCUGCGCAUGCACAGCGUCAUCCAUACAGAUGAGCGACCGCAUCAGUGUGAUAUUUGUGGCAAGGGUUUUCGCUUUGCCAACUAUUUGGCCGUACAUCGACGUUUGCAUACCGGAGAGAAGCCCUACGGCUGUACUGAGGCCAUGUGCCAAAUGUCCUUUCAUUCGAUACACGCACGACGCAUGCACAUCAAAUUGCACCACCACCAUCAAGUCGAAGCCAGUCGAAUCGCAGAGGAGAGCAGCAGCGGAAGCAGUUCGACAGCAUCGUUGAGCUAUACCUGUCCCGUUUGCGCACGCGUGCUGAGCGAUCAGUGUUAUUUGAACACGCAUCUGAAGCGACACUACAAUCAACGGGACUUUGUCUGCACGCAGCCGCAGUGCGGCAAACGUUUCUUUAGCUCCUCGGAACUGAAUCAUCAUCAAAUCGCGCACACACGACUCCGUCCAUUUCGCUGUGCUCUGUGCUCUUCGUGCUUUUUGCGCAAUUCGAAUUACAAGCAGCAUUUGAAGCUGCAUCAUAAAGCAACAGCAUCAGCAUCAGUGACUCAAACUGUUUAACAAUUUUCAUUUUUUUUUAAAAUAUAAGGUUUAUUUAAAUAUACGUUUUAUACAUAGAAUUAUGUUUUUUUUUCUCUUUUUUUUAUUUGUUUGUUUUUGUUUAAAGUUGUAUCUUUAUCUUUAGACGCAUGUAUGUAUAUUAGAUAUAUGUAUGUAUUGGUAAUUGGUAUUGUUUUUGUGUGUGUGUAUGUUUUGCUUUUGUUGCUGUAAUUGCGCAUAUGUAUAUUUAUUUUGUAUUUUCUUAUUUAUUGGUUUCUCAGUUUUCUCAGUUGCUUCUUCAGUUUCUCAGUUACAGUUGCAUUUACGUUUGGUUCUUCUGUUCUUCAUAUGUAUGUCUGUAUGUAUUUAGUAUGUAUGUCUGUCUCUAUUACACUUAAUUACAUUUUAGCAAAAAUAUGCAUUACAAAUGCCUGUGUGUGUUUUAUGCAUGAGAGCAUGUGUGUGUUCGUUUAAGCUCAAGUGCCUUUGGCUGUCUGGCAACGCCAGCAAAUUGGAGCUUAGUUUGUUGUGCGCGUUGUGCAACACUAACGUAAACAAAAUGCAGCCUGCAGCCGUUACACUGACACACACACACACACUCACACGCAACUAUCAAUUGCCCGUUUUACAUGCAUUGUAUGUAUAUGUGUGUGUAGGUGUAUUUGCUUUUGGUUUCGUAACGAAAGAAAAUGAUAAAAACCAAAGCGCAGUAUUUUUUUUGUUUUGUUUUUCUGUAAUGUGUAAUGCUUAAAAACAAAAUUUAGCUUUCUAUGACAUAGUCAACAUACACAAGCUAGCGAAAUUUACUCGUUACGACUUAACAGCUAAAAUCCAAAGAGAAGACAAUUACAAUUACAAUAAAAAAAAAAACAAUAAAAGAACACGCUCACUUGCUGCCUGUCCAACAAACUGCACAACUUUGUAAAAUUUAUAUGUGGUUCACAUCGACACUUCGAAUACGAUGAAACGCAAUUUCCAACUGCAUUAUCUCGAUUUCAAAUAGUAUGUGUCUUCUUUGUGUCAUUUUCAAAUGUUCUUCACGACUUUAACGGACACUUUUGAGGUUAGGUUUUACCUAACUCUUAGAUUAUGCGUUUUGAGGUUAGGUUUUUGUGCAGUUCGUUUAUUGUUUUCGUAAGCGGCACCAAGUGUUAUUUGUUUUUCAUGUUCCAUUCUUUUUUGCAACUUAAAACGAUCUAUGCGUGCUUUACUUUUGUUUUUUUCCUUUCAUUUUUUUGUUGCUUAAUUUCUGUUAAUUUAAGAUUUUAACACACACAUACUAAGCGAAGAAUGUAAACGCUAUAAACAACAUUCAUAUGACAUAUUUGUUUCUUUUUUCCACUUUAAAAUAUUUAUAUGUAUAUUUUCUCUUUGUCUCCCUCUCUCUUUUUAGAUAGCUCAUAUGUGUUUUGUGUGUGUGUGUGUGUAAGCUUCAAGCUUGAUAAAUCCCAGUUUCUGUUUUAUUUUUUUUUGUUCCGUGCUAUGCUCAAUCUUAGAAAAACAUUUUCCAAAUCACCUGAAGUUUUCUUUUUUUGUUUGUUUUUAGUUCUUUCACAAAGAAUUUUGAAUCUCUAUCGCGCGUUGUGCAACACUGUUGCCUGUGCUUUCCCUUUUGAAUUUUUUCAUCUCUAUGUACCAAGAAAAUUGUCGAGUUU